Messenger RNA from Micropterus salmoides (largemouth bass), 2278 nucleotides. RefSeq names its product olfactomedin-4-like. Gene Ontology annotation, biological process: signal transduction. Lineage: Eukaryota; Metazoa; Chordata; Actinopteri; Centrarchiformes; Centrarchidae. The transcript has 7 exons. The record is from RefSeq and is a predicted model, not a curated record. Bases 136 to 1518 code for a protein of 460 amino acids.
GGCACACACCGAACCCACAUGCACUUUCACUCACUCACAUGCAGAGGUUAGUGGGAGUGUUCAAAGGCUGGACAGACAGUCAUAUUCAAACUGAGUUCAGGGACUGUUUCAUUUGGCGCUGCUCUCUGAUCGACCAUGAAGCUGUAUGUGAUCGUUCCACUGUGUGCUCUGUUCACCAUCAUCCAACAGGCAUCUUCACAAAAUAAGUGUACGUGUGAGCUGACUAAUUCAGAGAAGGCAUUCCCUCAUAACAAACUCAGCACAGUGGAGGGCAAUGCAUCAAAAUGCAACAGCAACAUCACCCCACAGAAGACUCUGGAGCUGGAGAGUCUGCUGCUGGGUUUGGAGCGACGUCUGCCCCAGCUGCAGGAAGAUGUGUCGAUGCUGGAGAGGGAGGAUGACGGAGACCUCUACGCAGUUCUCAGCCUGUAUGUGAUAGAGAAUGAACUGAUGGAGAUCAAGCAGCUCACUGACAGGCUCAACAGCACCACCAAGGCACACCAGGGUCUGACUGCUGACACCACUGAACAGCUGAAGAACCUGAGAGCAGAGAUGCAGAAGCUGGAGACAUACGACACCAUGCAGGUGGUGAAAGGACAUCGAGACAACGAGCGUCUGAACAGCGAACUAGAAAUGUGCAAAAAUGGACCUCUCCCCACCACCCAACCCACUCAACCUCUACAUGGUAAAUGUCCCCACGGUCAAUUUCGGAACAUUACUGGCCCGAGGGUGUACACAGCAGGAGAGUACCCUGGCUCCCACAAGUAUGGAGCCUGGGGUCGGGAUCCCAAACCAGCGGUGGGAAAGGAGAGCUGGUAUUGGCUGGUAAUGAUGACUACCAACAACAGAUACGCCAACUACGUCCGUCUCUACUCUAGCCUGAGCUCUCUCAUUGUUGGGGUGAGCGUUCCAGGUAAUGUCCAGAUCCACUCCUCUAACCCAGCCACCAACACUAUCCAGGGUCCGAAUGUUGUGCUGUAUGGAGAGGCCUUGUACUACAACUGUUACAACCUAGAUGCUGUUUGUCGAUUCAACCUCAACACCAAAACUAUCACCACCUUACAACUACCCAAAGGCACCAGGUUUAACUCAAAGGGUAACUUCUGCCACCUUGAGGAAUGCUACCCGUUCACCGACCUGGACCUGGCAACAGAUGAGUCAGGUGUUUGGGUGAUCUAUACCACAAACCAGGACUUUGGCAACCUGGUGCUGUCCAAGGUGGAGGAGGGUGAACCAAUGACUCUUGGCCAGACCUGGCACACCUCGGUCUACAAGCAGGGGGUGACCAACACCUUCAUGGCCUGUGGCGUGCUCUACGCAACACGGUAUGUCAACAAAACCAUGGAGGAGAUCUUCUAUGCAUUUGACACCACGACGGGGGUAGAAAGGUUCAACGUUGGAGUUUUCAUCAACAAGAUGUCUCCCAACAUUUAUUCCCUGAACUACAGCCCUGUGGACCAGAUGCUACAUGCCUACUGUGACUCCUUCAUGGUCUCCUAUAAGGUCUUGUUUUGGUAGGGACAUGUCUCUACCAAUAUUCAGCGACUACUGAGUUGUCUUUAGCAAUAACUGUGAUUAAAAACAUGUAAAUAUAACCACUGUUGUCCGUCAGUGUCUGGUCAAUGUAUUAGGAACACGCAGGGUUAACAGAUCUCAUUCUCUACUACGAGUCCACUGCGUUUUGGUUCACAGGUAUUUUGUCUUUAGCAAUUGGUCUUUUUUUGUGUUAAAAUAUUCAAUAUGAAUGAUGAGCUCAUACAACUGAAUCUUUUGUGCCCCCUCACACACGCCGGUAACUGACACACUCAUUGCAGUAUCUAUGACUUUUUUGCUAGAGUUUUCAUAUCCUCGACUUUCAGCUACUUUAUUUGUAAAAAGUAUCUAGCAACAAUCAUGUGAGUUAUUCCGAUCAUCAGGGAGAGUGAUGAAAUAUACACAUAUCUAUUAGAUCAGCGACUCUUCUGGCAGCAGCACAGUAUCUCUCCCUCGCCUCUCGCACCGUGCACACGCAAGCAGAAUUGAGAGUGAGUUAUGCUAUGGUUAUGGCAAAAUUGUUUGUCUCUUGAUCUGAAACUUUGUUGCAACACAGGAAGAGAACAAGGUAGGGUGGUAGAAAACAUAUUACUUUUUUGUGGUGGAGCUUACAGCUUAUUUAGAGAUCUAUUAUACUCCAUUACAUAAAUGAGAGGUAACUUCCCAACAUCUUGAGAAAAAAAAAAAACUGAGCUCUUCACUGCAAGAGUCAGGUACUUCCAAAAAUAAAUAAAUAUAAAAAUCA